UAAAGGAGCCGGGAGACCUCAGAGGCGCCGGCCCGUCCGCCCGCGGCACCUGAGCGCGGCCCGAGCCCAAGCCCGGCCGGCCGCGAUGCUGUAGGGACCGGCCGCGUCCUCCCGCCGGACCGUUAUCCGCGCCGGGCGCCCGCCAGACCUGCCUGCAAGAUGCCGCGCUCCUUCCUGGUCAAGAAGCAUUUCAACGCCUCCAAAAAGCCGAACUACAGCGAACUGGACACACACACAGUGAUCAUUGCCCCAUAUCUCUAUGAGAGUUACCCCAUGCCUGUCAUUCCACAACCAGAAAUCCUCAGCUCCGGAGCGUACAGCCCCAUAACCGUGUGGACUACGACGGCACCAUUCCACUCCCCUCUGUCCAGCGGCCUCUCUCCUCUCUCCGGAUACCCCUCCUCCUUGGGGCGCGUGAGUCCCCCUCCUCCAUCCGACACCUCAUCCAAGGACCACAGCGGCUCCGAAAGCCCCAUUAGCGAUGAAGAGGAAAGACUGCAAUCCAAACUCUCAGACCCCCAUGCCAUUGAAGCUGAGAAGUUUCAGUGCAAUUUAUGCAAUAAGACUUAUUCAACUUUUUCUGGGCUGGCCAAACAUAAGCAGCUGCACUGCGACGCCCAGUCUAGGAAAUCAUUCAGCUGUAAAUACUGUGACAAGGAGUAUGUGAGCCUGGGCGCCCUUAAGAUGCACAUUCGGACCCACACGUUACCUUGUGUCUGCAAGAUCUGUGGCAAGGCGUUUUCCAGACCCUGGUUGCUACAAGGACACAUCAGAACUCACACUGGGGAGAAGCCUUUUUCUUGCCCUCACUGCAACAGAGCAUUUGCAGACAGGUCCAACCUGAGGGCUCAUCUGCAGACCCAUUCUGAUGUCAAGAAAUACCAGUGCAAAAACUGCUCCAAAACCUUCUCCAGAAUGUCUCUUCUGCACAAACAUGAGGAAUCUGGCUGCUGCGUAGCACACUGAGUGACGCAAUCAAUGUUUACUCGAACAGAAUGCAUUUCUUCACUCCGACGCCAAAUGACAAAUAAAAGUCCAAAGGCAUUUUCUCUUGUGCUUACCGACCAAAUAAUAUGUAUAGACACACACACGCAUGCAUGCAUGCAUGCGUGCACACAUGCACACACCACACACACACACACACACACAACACACGAAGCUGCAAGAGCACGGAAUCCAUGUGUUUAAAGUUAAUCCUUUCCAUGUGAAGUUCAAAAUUACCAUAUAUUUACUGACAGCUAGAUUGAAAGGAUAAAAGACAAGGACCUUUCUCUUCAAAGAUGAAGCGAAAAGCACAUUGCAUCUUUCCUUACCAAGAAAGAAUGCAAAGAUUUUACAAUGCUGCCAAAUCAUUUCAACUGAAAGAACAGUAUUGCUUUGUAAUAGAGUUUGUAAUAGAAUUUCCUAUAGGAAGAGAAUUUGCCAGAUGCUAUCUCAGGUGCCUUAUAAAGUAUUCCAAGUUUACUUCAAUACAUGUCUGAUGUCUGGUUGCCAUUGUUGAACUAAAGCCUUUUUUUUUUUUUUUUUGAUGACCUGUAAUGCUUUAAACUGUUAUUUUUAAGAGAGAGAGAAAAGGACAAGAACAAAACACAUGAGAAUGUAUUAAAAGUAUUUUUGUUUUGUUUUGUUUUUGCCGAUAAACAGUAUGUGCCUUGGGGGAGGAGAGAAAGAUUAGCUUUGAACAUUCCUGGUGCAUGCUCCAUGUCUUACUUUUUGAAAGAAUUUUAAUGAUUUUUCUAAAAUUAAGUAAAGAUGGGAAUAAGUGCAAGAGAGGAUACUUAGAAACUCAAUAAUGUACUUAAACUAUUUUAAAUGCAUACAUCAAAUGCAAUAAUACAACACCCUUCCAAGUGCCUUUUUAAUUAAUUGUAUAGUUGAUGAGUCAAUGUAAAUUUGUGUUUAUUUUUAUAUGAUUGAAUGAGUUUUGUAUGAAAGUGAGAUGUUGUUCAUGGCAAUGCCUGUGACAACCUGAAGACUUGUGAAAUCAAUGUGUCUUUUUUAGAAAACCAUUUUCAAGGUCCUUUUUUACAAUAAACAUUUUUGAUUUAAAAUCUA
Oryctolagus cuniculus (rabbit) is the source of this 2055-nucleotide messenger RNA. It is a transcript of the gene SNAI2, whose product is annotated as snail family transcriptional repressor 2. Gene Ontology annotation, biological process: regulation of DNA-templated transcription. NCBI's taxonomy places the organism in Eukaryota, Metazoa, Chordata, Mammalia, Lagomorpha, Leporidae. Gene Ontology annotation, molecular function: RNA polymerase II cis-regulatory region sequence-specific DNA binding; DNA-binding transcription factor activity, RNA polymerase II-specific. The record is from RefSeq and is a predicted model, not a curated record.